Carassius auratus (goldfish) is the source of this 2880-nucleotide messenger RNA. RefSeq names its product dopamine receptor D2b (gene drd2b). Bases 596 to 1951 code for a protein of 451 amino acids. The transcript has 8 exons. The record is from RefSeq and is a predicted model, not a curated record. Gene Ontology annotation, biological process: adenylate cyclase-inhibiting dopamine receptor signaling pathway; negative regulation of cytosolic calcium ion concentration; phospholipase C-activating dopamine receptor signaling pathway. Gene Ontology annotation, molecular function: dopamine neurotransmitter receptor activity, coupled via Gi/Go; G protein-coupled receptor activity. NCBI's taxonomy places the organism in Eukaryota, Metazoa, Chordata, Actinopteri, Cypriniformes, Cyprinidae. Gene Ontology annotation, cellular component: glutamatergic synapse; plasma membrane; presynaptic membrane.
UUUAUUAUUUCAGAGAGUGUAUGUGGAUAAGUGUGUUUGUACUGUUACAGCUGUCACUUAGUUUGAUUUUACCUAAUGACAUUCAUGAAUUUAAUUUUAUGUGUAGCCUAUCUUAAAAUGUUGAAGGGACACUGUACAUUUGACAGAUUUCAUUUUUGACGGGUUUGUAUUGAACUUUGUGUUCGUAUUUCAUUGGAUCCUCUGGGAAUUUUCUCUUGUUGAGAUCAGUCAACUCCGCCUCCUACCUGCCAAGCGCUCACAGUUACUGCUGGUAAGAGCAUCGAUGCGCCCGGUAUUCGCGCUCUUCUGUUGACAGCACGCACUAACUGGCUUUUAAAGUUAGACGUAAGACCAGUAAUCUAGUAUAUUUUACCAAUAAAAAGAUACACUAACGUUUCACGAUUCACGAUUCAGUCAAGUGAAAUUCUUCAGCAUCGUGAACACUAAACGCUCUUGCAGAAACGAGUACGGACAGUUUGAGACUGUGUGGGGAAAAGAUGCUAAACAUCAAGAAGUUGUGGAUAUAAACGGACAGAAGAACAGAGCUUAUUCCUAAUAUCCUAUGGCUUGAAGUUUCAGGCUUCUUUCCUGGCACAUGGAAUUCCUCACAGAGUAUCCCUACAAUGACACUUAUUAUGACAAUGGGACCGGGUCCCUCAACAGCACAAGCUGUGAGGCCAAGCAUCAGUAUAACUACUAUGCCCUGCUCCUGACUCUCCUCAUCUUUGUCAUUGUCUUCGGCAAUGUGUUGGUGUGUAUGGCAGUCUCUCGAGAGAAAGCGCUGCAGACCACCACUAAUUACCUCAUUGUCAGCCUGGCGGUGGCAGAUCUUCUCGUGGCCACAUUAGUUAUGCCCUGGGUGGUGUACCUUGAGGUGGUGGGGGAGUGGCGUUUCAGUAAAAUCCAUUGUGAUGUGUUCGUCACCCUUGACGUCAUGAUGUGUACAGCCAGCAUUCUUAAUCUGUGUGCCAUUAGUAUUGACAGGUACACGGCUGUUGCUAUGCCGAUGUUGUACAACACACGCUACAGCUCCAAGAGACGAGUCACGGUAAUGAUCUCGGUGGUUUGGGUGCUUUCAUUCGCUAUUUCCUGCCCUUUGUUGUUUGGAUUAAAUAACACAGCUACACGGGAUGAUACCAUGUGUGAAAUUGCCAACCCCGCUUUUGUUGUCUACUCCUCCAUCAUGUCAUUCUACGUGCCCUUCAUCAUCACCCUUCUUGUGUACGUGCAGAUCUAUGUGGUUCUUCGUAAGCGUCGAAAACGGGUCAACACUAAACGGAGCUGCCAGAAGACAGACGCUGAUGCUAAGCCCCCUCUCAAGGAAAAGUGCACACAUCCUGAAGAUGUGAAACUGUGCACAGUUAUCAUUAAGACCAAUGGAGGUUUACCUGCCAAAAACAAGAAAGCACAAUUAAUAAAGGAAGUCCUGCACCAGGGUGCUGAUGUGAGGGUGGACGUUACGCCAGGCACAAGCUCUCCAGAGAAAAAUAAAUUGGAAUCCACUCUGGUCGUCGAUCUGCUGGCCAACCCAAGCCCCAUCCAUGGCCCGCUUUCCCACAUUGAAUGUCAGUCAAAUGGAGAUGAUAAAAAUGGGCAUGCCAAGGAGGUUCAGACCCCUAAAGAAGCCAAACUUGUUGAAACACAGGCACUGCACAAUGGCAAAACCCAAACUACAUUGACCAAAACCAUGAGCAAGAGAAAGAUGUACCAGCAUAAAGAAAAGAAGGCUACACAAAUGCUGGCUAUUGUUCUAGGUGUUUUCAUUAUUUGCUGGCUGCCCUUUUUUAUUACUCACAUUUUGAAAACUCACUGCACAAGCUGCGUGGUGCCACUGGAAAUGUACAAUGCCUUCACUUGGCUGGGAUAUGUGAACAGUGCCGUCAACCCCAUCAUAUAUACCACUUUCAAUGUGGAGUUCAGAAAGGCUUUCAUAAAGAUAUUGCACUGCUGAGGACAUUAUUCACUGCAUGCAUAUAGGAGGAAAGAUGGAGGAUUUCACAAGAGGUUAGUGCCAUCUUUCACCGCUAUGGGAAAUGAGGGAUUUACAAAGCCAUGCUUUUAGGGCAGAACGGAUGAAUUCAUUUGAGAAAAUGGAAGUUCAAAUUAAUGUAAAAUACAGUUUUUUUUGUGUGUGUCUCCAUGAUUUCUGGCAGUGGAGUGCAUGUGCGAACGGGUGUUUAUUCUCUUUGGAACUAUAGUGUGAAUGUAAUUAAUUGUAGAAUUGAAGCAAAUUUGAGAUGGUGAGUAAUUGGAUCUCACCACAGAGACUUUAUGCAACCAGGGACCUGAAUGUCAUAAUUACAUCAUUAUGUUAAGUUAGUGAGGAGCAUCUGGUAACAAUCUAUUUAUUUGUUUGAGAAUCUGUUAAUAAAGAGAUAUCAACUUUAAAGACAAAUAAAUAAGGUGAACAUGCCAUUUACGGUUUUAUAAAGCCAUACUAAAGGUGCACUCAGUAAUGUUUUGUUUAUGUUGCACUUUUAAACAUAUAUUGACAACCAGGAACUGGAUCGCAGAAUAAUAAAAAUUUAAAAGAACAGUUAAUCCAAAAGAAAACAUUCACUGAAAAUGAUUUCACCCUCAGGCUAUCGGAGAUGUAUUUGAAUUUGUUCCUAUAUUGGAACAGACUUGGAGAAGUUUAUUAGCAUUACAUCACUAGCUCAUCAAUGGAUCCUUUGCAGUGAAUGGGUGCCAUCGGUAUGAGAGUAUAAACAGCUUACAAAAACUUUAUGAUAAUCCAAAGCAGGACUCCAGUCCAUCAAUUAAUGUCUUGUUCAAUUCAAGUUUAUUUGUAUAGAGCUUUUUCGAAACAAAUCGUUGUAAAGCAACUUUACAGAAAACUAUUUUUACAAUAUUUAGUAGCUUUGUAGUAAUUUCUACAAA